This is a messenger RNA of Pangasianodon hypophthalmus (striped catfish), 1103 nucleotides long. RefSeq names its product G patch domain containing 11 (gene gpatch11). Gene Ontology annotation, molecular function: nucleic acid binding. Lineage: Eukaryota; Metazoa; Chordata; Actinopteri; Siluriformes; Pangasiidae. The record is from RefSeq and is a predicted model, not a curated record. Gene Ontology annotation, cellular component: kinetochore. The transcript has 8 exons. Bases 96 to 878 code for a protein of 260 amino acids.
UUUAUUUUAAUAAAGUCCUACCGAAUAUUACCCGGAAGUAAAAUGAUUGACGCAACGCAAUCCCUGACGUAACGUCGCAUUAUUAAUCGGGAAGAAUGUCGGAAGAUGAAGAUGAUUACAUGUCUGAUGCUUUUCUUAACCCGUUAGUGGACGUUCGGCCUGGCAUGCCAAUGGUGAAACGUUUAAAGGAGACUCUAAGGCGAGAGACUUUGCACAAAGAGAAAAAUAUUCUUAACCAGCAGAAAAGCUACAAGGAACAAGAGCAGAACAGACGAGAUGCUGCUCUGCAGAGCUCUCUAAGCAGUGAGAAUAAAGGGUUUGCAUUGCUGCAGAAAAUGGGCUACACUGUGGGACAAGGUCUGGGAAAAGAAGGUACUGGACGAGUUGAACCACUUCCCCUUAACAUAAAAACCGAUCGAGGGGGCAUUGGAAUGGAACAACUAAAGAAAAGGAAGGCAGAAGAGAACUUCAAAAAUUACAGAAAAAGAUUGCAGGUGAAACAGUGUAUGGAGAAGAAGUCGCUUGAGGAUUUCAGAGAGCGCAAAAGAACUGAAAGAGAAAAGCAUGAAACGGAAGGAGACCUGAGGAAGAGUCAGUGGGCCUGUGAACAGCUGGACAGACAAAAGGGAAUAAUUGUACCAAGGGACAGUUGGUACUGGCCUGAAGAGGUUAAGAAUCAAGAGGCUGAGCAUGAUGAGUCCAACACUGAAGGAAGUAAAGACAAUAAAGAAUUGACGUCAUUACUGAAGCUGCAGUUCAUCACAUCAUACCUGAGGAGUGUGCAUUUCUACUGCAUAUGGUGUGGGACAGCAUAUAGAGAUGAAGAGGAUAUAAACACCAGCUGUCCUGGUGGUACAGCAUCAGACCACAAUGAGUAAAGCAAGAACCAUUAUAUGGAAGAAUGCCUAGGUUUUUCUUCUUUUUUCCUAUUAUUUUGCAUACAGAUCUUUACUUGCCCUUUUGAAUAUUACAUAUUGUUUUUGGUUUGAGUAAAGAUAUUUUGAUUGACCUUCUGAAGUUAUUUUAGGCUUGUAAUUUUAUGAACACCUGUAAUGUAAUUGUGUUGGGUCAUUUUACCUAAUUAAAUUGUCUACUUAAUUUAA